Closterium sp. Naga37s-1 is the source of this 951-nucleotide messenger RNA. Lineage: Eukaryota; Viridiplantae; Streptophyta; Zygnematophyceae; Desmidiales; Closteriaceae. The record is from the annotation of a GenBank genome assembly.
AUGUCAGCAGCCGAUGCUCGGACCGCCGAGGGAGGAAAGAGGGAGGGAGGAGGGAAGGGACAGGAAGGCACGAGCACGGAAGGAGGGAGUGGAGGAGUGCAAGCGGGUCAAGAAGGAAUCCCUGUGGCGAACGCAUUGGGUGCAGUGGCUACCACGAACCGACCCAUCAGACUCGACUGGGUGAAGCCAGUCACUCAGAAGGAAAAGGAGGAGGCAGGCAAGCAGAAAGUAGCAGCAGGCGUGUGUGACAAGACUCAGAACUAUGGGAAGCUGUAUGGGAUGGGUCCGAUUGCGUGGGAACCUCAGCCUGGCAAAUACGUGCUGAUGGACUGCUAUAGGAACCAGCGUGAGUCAGCAGUGAAAUGCCCCACCAUCGCAAACCACCUUGCCAGGGCAAAGAAGGUGCAGCAGCAGCUGGCUAGACCAGGCGUUCUGGAGAGGUUCGUUUCAGACGAGGCGUCUCUACAAGCCAUGCGGCAGUGCUUCGCAGGGCUGUGGAGUUUGGAGGAGGAAGGAGGGGCAGCGGAAGGGGGAGGCGAUGAUGGGGCAGCACGGAACGCAAUCAUUGCAAAGGCGAUUCAAGAGCCAUCAGAGUUUGUGCUGAAGCCGCAAAGAGAGGGAGGAGGCAACAACAUCUACGACGAGGAAAUUACCAGGAAGCUCACGGAGCUGACAGAAGCAGGGGAGGCGGGGAGGCAGGAGCUAGCAGCGUUCAUUCUCAUGCAGCGGCUCUUCCCCCCCGUGCAUCGCUCCGUGUUAAUUCGCCGCUGCCAGCACAGCUGGAACGAUACGUUGUCAGAGCUGGGAGUGUAUGGCACAUACCUGAGGAACGGGGACAGGGUGGUUAUCAACGCAGCAGCAGGCCACCUAUUGCGCACCAAAACGGCAACUUCGAACGAGGGAGGGGUGGCAUCUGGUUUUGCAGUGCUCGAUUCCCCGUAUCUCGUCUGA